AUGCCUUUUUCUGGUUUUCCUCCAGGUUGCAUGGGCUUGGGUAUUACUUUCCCACCUAUCAAGGCCGAUGCUACAUGUCUUGAGAUUAACAAUUCUUACGGUCACUCUCUCAAUAUUAGUCUGUCUCUUUUUUUUAUUUUAUCUAUCUCCCUCUUCUUGCUCUCUCACUUAUUUUCCUACUUUUAUUUCUACCUCUUUUCUCCUGUCUUUAUUUAUUCUAUCUUCAUCUAUCUUUCCUUUCUCUCUUAUGUAUCCAUCUAUCUUUCUUUUAUCUUUCCUCUUCUCUCUACAUUCUAUUACUUCCUUUUUGAUUUCUCAUGGGACAAUUUCUCUCCCUCACAUUCAUUGCCCUUUCUUUUCUUUUCCCGUUUCUCUCACCUAUUAUUCCUUCUCUUUGAUUCUGUCUACUAUUUCACUUUUCUUUCGUUGUUUCCUUAUUUUCUUCUAUUUUUUCUUCCUCUUUCUAUUCUCCUUUUUUCUCCGCUUCACUUUAUUUCAUUUUCUUUUAUUCACUUUACAUCUCUUUUGACAUUUCUCUUUUUCUUUUUUCUUCGUUAUUUUUCUUUCUUUUUUCUUCGUUAUUCUUUAUAUUUUUUCUUUCUCCCUUUUAUUUACUUUUUAUUAUCGUUUUAA
Molecule: messenger RNA, 633 nt
Organism: Acanthosepion pharaonis
Lineage: Eukaryota; Metazoa; Mollusca; Cephalopoda; Sepiida; Sepiidae
Source: the annotation of a GenBank genome assembly